AUGCAAGUUCAACUAUUUCCUAUUUUGUGUUUUGUAAUACUAUGGGACGUUCAUUGCGCUGAUGAGUCUGCACUACCUCGGAAACCUGUCUUUACUGAGUACCCAAGAGAUGCUUUUCCCCUUCACCGCCAACAGCUGCGGUUGUUCUGUCGUGCUGAGGGUGAACCUUUUGUUUUGAUCACCUGGUAUAAAGAUGGAAAGGUUGUUGAAACACAAAGGGACAAACCUGGGACUUCAAACAGAAUCACGAAACCCGGUGAACUGCUUUUCCUUUCAUUCAAUGUGGAGGAUGAAGGUCGGUAUUAUUGUAAUGCAUCAAAUGUUCAAGGUUGGACCAUAUCUCCUUCUGCUCUAGUGAAAGCUGCAUUUUUCGAUAUUAGUAAAUCAUCUGGUCCUGAAAGUAAGUCUGCUAAUCUUGGCCAGACUGUUUUAUUGGAAUGCACUCCUCCUGUCGGACUGCCAGUACCUGUUGUUCACUGGAAGCAUAAUAACCAGAGAAUUACUGAUGGUCCUCGUACGAGAAUAAUGGAAAAUGGGGCCUUAAGAAUAGAAUCUGCCAAGCGUCAGGAUGCAGGAACUUAUCAGUGUUUCGCCGACAACUCUGCCGGACAUUGGGAAAGCAAGUCUGCUACGCUUACUCUUCGUCGCAAGCCUCGGUUUAGGUUUACUCCUAUGAGCAAGCAAGCUGUUGUUGGAGAUUCCGUAGAAUUUCAAUGCUUAGCUUCUGAGGACCCUAACUCUACAAUUCUUUGGAGACGUGAGGGUAAUAAAAUUAUACAGGCGUCGCUAAUUGAUAAAAAGACGUUGCGUAUAGAAAAUGUCCAGCUGUCGGACGCCGGAGACUACAUUUGCGAGGCGAAAAAUGUAGCUGGUAAUGUUGAAGCUAUCGCCCACUUAUCUGUGAUUUCACCACCAAUUUUUGUGAUAACACCCGAAGAUAAAACGGUAGCACUUGGUAGUCGCGUUUCCUUUGAUUGCUUGACCUCUGGUUCCCCGCCUCCCACUGUCAGGUGGUUGCAUAACAAAUAUUCCUUUUGGGUACCCAAACCAAAUGAAAAACCUAUACAGACAGGUAGAUUCCAGAUAUUUCCCAACGGAACUUUGAUUAUAAAUUCAACUUUGCUAUCUGAUGUUGGAUUAUUUGAGUGUAAAGCUUCUCAAAAAGCUGGUAUCGUCAAAUCAUCAGCUCAGUUAUUUAUUGAAACUCCUGGUAUUAUAUCCCUUCCACUUAUUGAAGUUGGACCUCAAAAUCGGACACUGUAUCAAGGCAUGAUUGCAAAUUUACCGUGUCACUCGACUGUACUUCAGUAUACUUUGCAAGCUUCACACUCAUUGGUGCAUUCAAAUAUUGAUACGUUUACACCCAUUGUAACACAGUGGUUUGUCAAUGGUUCAGCUAUUUCUUCUAACUCCAAUCCCCGAGUUGUUAUAUUAAACUCUGGAUCACUCCAGAUUAAUGCUCUGCGUGUUUCCGACACAGGCUCUUAUACUUGUGAGGUUGAAAUUCAAGAUUUCUCUGUUUCUCCAUUUUUACGGCGUUCUACAUCGUGGACUGCCUCAAUACAGGUUGUUCAUGGUGGACAGUCGGAAGGUGGCGUGUAUCUGUCCUCUGGAGAAGAAAAUGAAUUAUUGUUACCUGAUCCUCCGAAAGAUGUUAAAGUCAAAAGUAUAGGUGAUACUUGGGUUUUAUUGGAUUUAAUUGAUGACCAGCUCAAUGGACAUAUAAUACACAAACGUGACCUGAAUGCAGGUGUCUUUAUAAGUGGUUUGAGAGUAGAAGUUGCGGAGUUCAACAGUUCCAGCGGAUGGCGAAUAAUGGAGUUUACUGUUGCAUCUGCUUCUAUUCGUGUGAACGGUUUACUACCACAAACUGGUUAUCAUAUUCUUGUACGCUACAUCAAUCGUUAUGGAGUUGGUAGACCUCUCAUUUUGAAUAGAUUGGUAUUUACCAAUAAGCCUGAUUUAACCCGUAAUUAUUUACCAAAUGAACUAGGCGUGAAGUUGCAGUCUGUGAGCUUUAGCCCUUUGCAUAUUCGUGCAAUAUCCCCGUCAGAAUUGUUAGCAGAAUGGUUUCUCUGUGGUUCAUCGGAUGUAUUAGAUUUAAUCACUGGAUUUAAAGCAACAUAUAUGAGCGUACCACUGUCUAGAUGUGUUACUUCAAAUUCUAAAAAUAAUGGAUUUUAUAUCAAGGAAAGUACUAUUUCUUAUGCGAAUAUGGAUCCUAACUCAUGUACUUAUAAGGAUGAAUCUGUGGAAAAUCUGUUGGAUUCCUUUGAAGAUGAUCUUACUCCAUGCAGUUUAUUAAGAAUUUCUAAGCAACAUUCUCUUGAUUGGAACCCACCCAAUUUCCUCAAUGGUGAGACUGUUAAUUACUAUAUUCACUCAGGUGUAGGCAGCACAAGUGUAAAAAUGGCAAUUGGUAAUCUACGUCCCUUCAUGUGUUAUGCUGUUCGUGUGGAGGCGUUUGUAGACCAUUCUAGUCAAAGCAGAAUUUUUGCUCAGAAAAGUCAAGUAUCAGUGGCUCUGACACAUGAUAGCACACCGACAGGUGCACCACAAAUUACAAAUGUUCGUUGGCUGAGAAAUGGGACUGUUCUACAAUUAGAUUGGAGUCCACCGAAUGAAUGGGAACGUGGAGGUAUUCUCACGGGAUACUCGUUGAGAAUUUUAAGCACAACACCCAAACUUAGCCGUACUAUCAAUUUGGGAAUGGAACAGUUAUCUUACCAUAUCUAUAAUCUUGAUCCAUGGUCCAAUUUCACCCUUUACCUAUCUGCGGUCACUUGUCAUGGUGAAGGAGUACGAUCACUACCUGUAUAUGUUUUUGCUUAUCCAACCCGAGGUAAUCUUCCAGAAAUAGGUUUGCAAUCAUCUCAGAAUCCUACAAUGGAAUUAGAUCAUUAUGAAUCUGGAAAUAUAUUCCGAAAGAUUAUGUAUGAUGGAAGGAAUUUGUACCCGGGAGCGUAUGGAUCACAAGUGCUUGGUGAACAAACAAAUUCCAAACAUACUGCCGCUCAUGAAGAAAAGCUUAGUCUUACUAGAGAACCCUGGUUCAUAGUUAGUGCAGUUAUGUUCAGUGUACUUUGGGUGCUUAUUUGUCUUGGUCUUAUCAUAUGUGGACGACACAGAAGUGAACGUCAACGGCGUCGUCAUGCUGGUUUGGAUGUAAUGGAUGUGGAAAUAAUUGCUAAAAAUGGACGUCUUGGUACUAGCGAUUCUACUCAUGCUGCAGGGGGCGCAAUUUCACCUUCAAUGUAUAUGGGUGGAUAUAAUACGUCUACGGAAGCAGAAGGAACUCCGCUGACAAUGGGUGAACCGCUUUCUGUAAAUGCUGCUCUUUUAUCUGAUAGGAAUCAUACACCGAAACUGUGCAAUUCUAUAUUUGGUGAAAAGUCAUACGGUAAUGGUCUUAAUCGUACUAUGAACACACCAUAUUCUGUAUCUAUGGCCAAUGCAUUUUCUAUGCCAUGUGAUGGUAAUAUGCAGUCAGUUCCAGCUUAUAUGUCUCAGUAUCCACUUGGUACUCAAAUGUUGCCAAUAGACAGUUUAAAGAAUCAUGCAUACAACAAUCCAGGUACAAUGGUUCAAAAUAUGUCAACUGGUAGUGGUGUUCAAAUGUUGCCCAGUGGUACACAUUGUCCACCAGAACUUUUACCACCAGGCAAUACAGCUCCUAUGCUACCAAAUGGUUGUUUACCUUUAUCUGCAAAUCAAGGUACACGUACAGUUGAUUUACCGUCAGAAGAUCAUGCCACACCGUAUGCUAGUGUAUCAGUCAUACAACAAAUGGUAUUCGAUCAUCCUAUGCCAAUGGAGUAUUCUGCUGUUGUACAACAAAGUCGUGGUAAUAAUAAUCAACAACAACAACUUUCACUGGCUGAAAUUAUCCCUCCACCACCAGACUAUCCGCCUCCUUCACUUCCCACAUCUUUCUCUCCACCGGUUUUAAAUCAUUUUACAAGUUGGUCACUCGGUGAAGCACCGUGUUCUGGUAGUGGUGAAGAUUCAGCCUAUAGUGAUUUUCAACAGUCAUCACAACAUCAAGGUGGUUGUGGUCCGCCUUUGUCAAAUCAUCACAAUUGGUUAACAACUUCACAACCUGAUAGUAAUAGUAUUCUACCGACGACAUCAUCACAUUCUCUAUCAAAAACAAGUGGAUUAUCCUCUGAAUGGCCUAAUCAAGAAGGCUUAUCAACACCUCAUUCCACAGAUCAACAUAUGUUUGCUCAUCAUCCGUCAACAUCUUUAUCAACUAUACAACCAUCACAUGUGGCAUGUUAA
This is a messenger RNA of Trichobilharzia regenti, 4281 nucleotides long. The record is from the annotation of a GenBank genome assembly. Lineage: Eukaryota; Metazoa; Platyhelminthes; Trematoda; Strigeidida; Schistosomatidae.